Molecule: messenger RNA, 3616 nt
Organism: Notothenia coriiceps (black rockcod)
Lineage: Eukaryota; Metazoa; Chordata; Actinopteri; Perciformes; Nototheniidae
Gene: ntn2
Product: netrin 2
Exons: 7
Coding region: 89-1990 (633 amino acids)
Biological process (GO): animal organ morphogenesis; tissue development; dendrite development
Cellular component (GO): basement membrane
Molecular function (GO): protein binding
Source: RefSeq, a predicted model, not a curated record
ACACACACACACACACACACACACACACACACACACACACACACACACACACACACACACACACACACACUCAGGCCCUCUGAGCAGGAUGGGGGAACCCUGGAGGUGCCUGCUGGUCCUGAUCCUCCUGACAUGCUCAGCCUUCAGCCACAGCGCCAUCAACCCCUUCUCAGGGCAGCAGACCCCUCCGGACCCUUGCUAUGACGACCAAGGCGCAGCCCGCCGCUGUAUCCCCGAGUUUAUCAACGCUGCCUUUGGCAAGGAGGUGAUGGUGUCCAGCGUCUGCGGCCGGCCUGCAUCCCGGUCCUGCAGCGUUGUGGAGCGGAGCGACGAUCGGCCAUCUGUGCGCUCGUGCCAAAUCUGUGACGCCGCGGACCCUCGCCGUGCCCACCCAGCUUCCUACCUCACUGACCUCAACUCAGCGCACAACCUCACCUGCUGGCAGUCGGAGAAUCUGAACACCUCGCCACACAACGUGACUCUCACCCUUUCACUGGGUAAAAAGUUUGAGAUCACCUAUGUCAGCCUGCAGUUCUGUUCACCUCGACCCGAGUCCCUGGCCAUUUACAAGAGCAUGGACUACGGCAAGACCUGGAUGCCCUACCAGUUCUACUCCUCGCAGUGCCGUCGUUUGUACAAUCGGCCAAACAAAGCGUCCAUUACCAAGCAGAACGAGCAGGAGGCUUUAUGCACAGAUGGCCACACCGACCUCUACCCGCUGUCUGGAGGACUCAUCGCGUUCAGCACUCUGGACGGACGGCCUUCUGGCAAAGACUUUGACAACAGCCCCGUCCUCCAGGACUGGGUGACUGUCACCGACAUCCGCGUGGUCUUCAGCCGGCCCCAGCUUCCCCGGGAGCAGGGACUGGGGGCUGCGAGCAACAGCGACGACCCCAUGGCGGUGACAUCGUCGCUGCCAACUUAUUUCUAUGCAGUGGGAGACUUCCAGGUGGGCGGGAGGUGUAAAUGCAACGGACACGGCUCCCGCUGUCUGAAAGACAAGGAAGGGAAACUGGUGUGUGACUGCAAGCACAACACAGAGGGCCCUGAAUGUGACCGCUGCAAGCCCUUUCACUACGACCGGCCGUGGCAGAGGGCCAAUGCUCGCGAGGCCAAUGAGUGUCUGGCGUGCAACUGCAACCUCCACGCUCGGCGCUGUCGGUUCAACAUGGAGCUGUACAAGCUGUCGGGGAGGAAGAGCGGCGGGGUCUGCAUGAACUGCCGCCACAACACCGCAGGCCGCCACUGCCACUACUGCAAGGAGGGCUUCUACAGAGACAUGGCCCGACCCAUCACCCACCGACGGGCCUGCAAAGGGUCAAGAAAGAGUGAGUCAUUUUCCGUGGGCGCAGCCGGCAAGACGUGCAACCAGACCACCGGCCAGUGCCCCUGCAAGGACGGCGUCACCGGCAUCACCUGCAACCGCUGCGCCAAGGGCUACCAGCAGAGCCGCUCGCCUGUGGCCCCCUGCAUCAAAAUCCCGGUGGUCAACCCCACAGUUGUGGUGAGCAGCACAGAGGAACCAGCAGAUUGUGAGUCGUAUUGUAAACCAGUGAAGGGCAACCUGAAGAUCAACAUGAAGAAAUAUUGCAAAAAGGAUUAUGCGGUGCAGGUGAACGUGCUGGACAUGGAGACGGUCGGGGACUGGGCCAAGUUCUCAGUUAACCUGGUGUCUGUGUACAAGAGCCGCGGGGAGCCCCUGAAGCGAGGCGACAACAUCCUGUGGGUCCACAUGAAGGACCUGGCCUGCAAGUGUCCCAAGAUCCAGAUGAGCAAACGGUUCUUGGUGAUGGGCGGCAGCGACGGCGGGACGGGCACAGGGACGGGUCCCGGGGUCGGGCCCGGGGGCGGGGCCACCAGUCCAGGGGGGGAGCGCAUUGGCCUAAUGGCUGAUAAGAACAGCCUGGUGAUCCAGUGGAGGGACGUUUGGACGAGACGCCUGAGGAAGUUCCAGCGCAAAGAGAAGAAGGGGAAGUGCAGCAAAGCGUGAUGGGACAGAAGUGUUCAUCCCUACCUCCAUCACCCACCUUCAUGAACCCUUACCCAGCAACUCUGUCUCCUCCCCCGUCUCCCAUCAUCACGGGAACACUGCACAUUAGAAAGACUGCAUGUACCCUUCCUGUUUUUAAGGACCACGUUUUGUGUAUAUUGUAUAAUUAUUUUCCUUUUUAUUUUUCAAGGUUUGUCUUUGUUGUGUCUUUGUUUUGUCUAAUUGGUUUGCCUUCAAAAGGGACCAUUAAAAAGGGUAUGAAGUGUAGACAAAAACAGACGCUAUUCCCUCCCUCGACGACGACAGCGACACUCGUCCCCCGACGACGACCCUCUGACCCUCAGCCUCCGCUUCCUGUCAAGACCCGACUGUCUCCUGCCACUUUGUUUGACGUAUGAAAAUACCACAUUUCACACUCUGAGGAUUUUAUCCAACAGUGUUUGUCACUGACUGAUCUCAGCAACAAAACAGGCUGCAUAUCCUCAGCUUGGCCUCCUCACGUUUCAUUGUUGGAACAACUCGGAUCACUUCGAGCUGGAUCACCUGACAACCUUCCAACGUUUUGCUGUUAAAAUGUUAGACCUACUUGCUAAAGGUCUCUUCAGUAACUUCUACAGACUGUAACUAUGAAACUGUUGUCCCGCGAGGAACCAAGGGCUCCCUUUGCAGGGACGUUUUCCCACAGCAAACCUCAGUCGCACCACCACUGCUGCUGCAACCAUACAGCCCUCACAGAACGAACUGCUCGUGUAGGCUCUUGUAUCUGCAAGUAUUCAACGCCACAGCUCAUAGUAGAGUUUAUAUUCUUCGUGUGGCUACUUGUAUCUCAUCCAUCCAUAUCACAGCCAUAUCCUUGUUUGAGAUAUAUCCUUUUGUUUCAUUUAAGCAGAACAAACCCUGUUUGCAUGUGUGAGUCACAUUCCAGGCCUCCGGGGCUGUGCCUCUUCACCACUAGUCCUUCUCAUGAGUGGUUUAUAAAGUCAUGCAUCACCAUCAUGACUCAUGGCUUGUCACAUUUUUCUGGAAGAAAGAUUAAGCGGUGUGGACAAAUGGCUGGAAUUUCAGAACAAUCCCAAUAUUUCCAAGGAGACUUUUUCUUUGCUUUAUGGAUAAUGUCUUCUGCUCGGUAGUGGCCUUCCAGAUGUUGUUGUGUAACCAUUGUCAUUUAUUUGUAUUUAAAUGUCUGAACAUUUGGACUGGCAGGCUCUUGUUUGCCGAAAUAAGAGAUUGAAACGAGAGUUCCUUUUCAUGCAGUAAAAAGAAAACAAAGUUGGAUAAACAACAUAAUCGUGUUUUUCUCUAGUGUAUUUUGACAAAAUGAAUGAGGCUGGAAAGGUUUUAGUGCUCACUGAUUGUAUUAUGACAUGUGAGGAUCAUAUUUCAUUCCUCAUGUGCUUUGUUAUGUUUGCAUGUUUGUGGUUUUUGCUGGUCCAUCAAAACCUUACAGUGAGCCGAGCAAGAACUAAACUAAAAAUGAGCAUCCAAAGGAAAACUUCCCAAGUCAUCUUCCCCCCACUUGCCUACCCUUACACAGUCCCUGUCAUCCUUUGCCAAAUAAGCGUAGUCAGCUUUUAAAUUCAAUUAAGAGGCUAUAGAUGUCAGGACCAACGAAAACCACAGAGAGAC